GAAUAAAUAGCCAUUAGCCAUACUAGCGUAAUGAUCAACCGCGCUUGGCAGGAUAAUAGAUAAAAAUAAUAAUAUUACCGUAGUUGAACUGGUUUCACGUUUCUUCAAUCCCACGUGGCAUUUACAUGGGCCUUUUCAGUUUAUUAGAGUAAUGAAAUCCAGCUGGUACUGGUAGUGGUUAUCCUCCUCCAGCUCUCCGUCUCUUCCUCUUUAUUUUAUUCAUUUAUUACUCCACGCAACACAACGCGACUUGGUUUCUUUCCAACUCUUAAAAUCCCACCUGUCUCUCGCCUCUUCUUCACUACUCCACCUCACUAUAUAUAACACAAAACCCUUCUCUUCUUCCCUGACCUCUACUUGCUCUCCCUUGCUCUCUGUAGCAUUAGCAAAUAAGCAAGCAGAGCGUCCAAAUCCAUGGCUGCCUGUGGUAGCCUUCAACCCAUAUUCGAGAAGCCGUUACCGGAGAAUCCAACGCUAAUAGAGUCGUUGUCGCAAUGGAAUCUACAUCAGAUGAAAACCAGAAAUCCUCUCGACCUAUCCUCCUUCAAUGAGAUCUUCGGAGAACUUCAUUUCCAGGAGAAGAACAAAAACCCUAAUUCCGAUCCUUCUUCACCCCUGAUUGAAGAUAAAGGGGGAAAUGCAAAUGAUGAGAAGGAGAAUGACAACGACGACGAGGGAAAUUUAUCAUUAUCAUCAUCGAUUUGGUCUUCAUCGUUGGACAACCACAACCAAUUCGAAGGCUUCUGUUGCAAGAAUUCGGAAAGCCUGCAACUCUGUACCGAAGGCCUCGGAUCUGAGAGUGCCGAUGAUGUCGAGGACUCUGAUCCCAAUAACGCCAACUGCAAUAGGGUCAUUUUUUAUGAUAGCAACAAACGAGAGGACGAGAAGGAGGCAGCGAGUAUUACGGAGCAUUCCUUGGUGGACAGUAACAGUACCAACCCCCUCCUCCCCUGCUUAGAGUCUUACUCUGGCAGCAGGAGAUUCAUCCCCAGGACCACCGCUAGUUCAGGGGCUUCCUCCUUCCCACCACCAAUUUCUUGUAUAGGGAGGGGUGGGAAACCUUGGGUUUACUUCAGAUCCUAUCGACAUGAUGGGAGGUUCGUCCUUAAGGAGAUGAGGAUCCCUACCCAUGAGUUCCUUAGUGCUUGUCGAGAAGACGGACGUCUCAGGCUUCAAUUUGUUCAGCCCGACGAAGAAAUCCCUGAAGAAGAAGAAGAAGAAGAAGAAGAAGAAGAAGAAGAAGAAAGAAGAAGGAAAAAUUGACCGUAGAGCUUCACA
Molecule: messenger RNA, 1278 nt
Organism: Macadamia integrifolia
Lineage: Eukaryota; Viridiplantae; Streptophyta; Magnoliopsida; Proteales; Proteaceae
Product: protein FAF-like, chloroplastic
Exons: 2
Coding region: 415-1263 (282 amino acids)
Source: RefSeq, a predicted model, not a curated record